Molecule: messenger RNA, 1678 nt
Organism: Lytechinus variegatus (green sea urchin)
Lineage: Eukaryota; Metazoa; Echinodermata; Echinoidea; Temnopleuroida; Toxopneustidae
Product: citramalyl-CoA lyase, mitochondrial-like
Exons: 7
Coding region: 168-1232 (354 amino acids)
Biological process (GO): regulation of cobalamin catabolic process
Molecular function (GO): (S)-citramalyl-CoA lyase activity
Source: RefSeq, a predicted model, not a curated record
UUUGGGUUGAGCCAAUUCGAUCUGCCGACGGACCGUAUUUAUUUAUUCUUUAAUUCCAUUCAGCUUAGCCUAAAUCACAAGAACGAUUAAUGAGUGACUUUCUGUCAUAUGGAACUAGGCUAUAUCGAAUUUUAGGAAUUUAGACUAUCGGGAUUCAAGUAUUAAUCAUGUUGCGGACCGCCCGAAAUUUGUUGAGAUGUACGGGGCGGCACUUGUCCGACGUCGGGAGAUCUCCGGUGGAGAAGGCGGUGAAGAACCGCUUGGUUGCCUUCAAGCGACCGUGCUCAACAUUAACAACCGGUGCUGUUGAUAUUGAGGGCAGCGGAACACCACGGAGAGCUGUGUUGUAUGUGCCAGGUCAUAGUGAGAAGAUGUUGAAUAAAUUGACUGAUCUUAAAGUCGACUGUGCUGUUAUGGAAUGUGAAGAUGGGGUUGCAAUCAACAAAAAGGCUGAAGCUCGAGAGACUGUUUGCCGGAUGCUGGAUUCCUUGGAGCUAUCACUUGUCACUGACGUCGCAGUAAGGAUCAACUCCAUGGAAAGUGGAUUUGCAGAAGAUGACCUGACAACAAUCCUCAAGGCUCAAAGACUACCAGAUACCAUCUUCUUUCCCAAAGUGGAUUCGGUAGAACAUAUCUAUUGGCUGGUGAGACAACUGAAGUCAAACCUGAGAGACAGAGACGUGACUACACCUAUUAAGAUCAUCAUCUAUGCAGAGAGUGCUAUAGCAUUGUUGAGACUACCUGAGAUCAUCAGUGAGGCCUUAGAACUGUUUGACUCUGAGCCAUUCUCUUUGGAUGGUGUGGUGUUCGGAUCCGAUGAUUACUGCGCUAAUAUUGGAGCAACUCGGACUCCAGAUGGCAAAGAACUCCUGUAUGCAAGACAGAAGGUGGUGUCUGUAGCAAAGGCUUUUGGACUUCAGGCGAUUGAUAUGGUACACAUUGAUGUUAAAGAUCAAGAUGGUCUACAAAAGUAUUCAAAAGAAGGUGCAAUGAUGGGCUUCACUGGUAAACAGGUCAUUCAUCCUAGUCAAGUACCUAUAGUCCAACAAUCCUUCAGUCCCAGCCCUGACCGUGUAGAGUGGGCAACACAACUCUUAGCUGGAUUUCAACAACAUCAAGAAACUGGUCAGGGAGCAUUCAUGUUCAGAGGAAGUAUGAUCGACAUGCCCCUUGUGUUACAAGCAAAAAACAUCAUGGAACUGGCCAAGAUAGAUGACCCAUCGGCGAGCUGACCAGGGUGCGUUCACAUUCUUUGAUGGUCAGGAUUGAUGGUCUUACAAGAAACAUUAUUGUGGAGUUUACAAAUCAAGAUUGCCCGUGUAACAGCUGACCAGGAUGUGUUUAUACUCAAAGUGAGGAUUAUUGACAUGUCUGUCCUGUUCAAAGCGAAAGAUAUAACUGGAGUGCAUUCUUAUUCUAAGACAAGUGCGAUCGACGUUGUCUUAAGCAAUAACAACUAACACCUAUUGGAUGUAGCCCAGAUAUAUAACCUUUCCAUGUGUAUGAGCUGAUCAGGGUGUGUUCACAUGUAAGGACGAUGUGAUUGACAUUGUUCUGUAACAAGAAAAAAAAUGUGGAGUUUCGCAAGGUGGACAUAAUGUAUAUUGUCCAUGCAGAAGUGGGUGCAUUCACAUUCUAAGAGUAUGUUUGCUUUUAGUCUUGAAUAGUAGGAAAUUUA